GCAGGUUGUGUGCGCAAUCUCACGAUCCGUGUCUGCACAGUCCCUUUCCUACUUCCCGGUAAUUGAACUCACUUCCCGAGAGCUAAAAAACAAGAGGAAAGAAAAUCAGGUGACAAAACAGGAGUGACUUAAAAAAGCAAAGGUGAAGUGAAAGACGGGCUUCCUACUCGAACCGAGGUGAUAAAACAUGAAUUCGGACUCCGGAUCGAGCAGAUCCUCCUCUCCGGACGUGGACGAUAUGUACGCGCGCAAGUCUUCCUCGUCCUCGGGCCAGACCGAUUUCGCGAAGAUGAGCAGCGAGCACUUGUCGAGGGGUGCGGGCGCGGGCCUGGGCAGGACAUCACCGGACGUCGGGGGCAAAUACAAGCUAAAGAAGCAAGUGACCGAGGAGGAGAUCCAGCAGCUCCGCCUGAAGAUCAACGGCCGCGAGCGCAAACGCAUGCACGACCUGAACCUGGCCAUGGACGGCCUCCGUGAGGUCAUGCCAUACGCGCACGGGCCGUCGGUGCGCAAGCUGUCCAAGAUCGCCACGCUGCUGCUGGCGCGGAACUACAUCCUGAUGCUCACCAGCUCUCUGGAUGAGAUGAAGAGGCUGGUCGGAGAGAUCUACGGCGGCGGCCAUCACGCCGCGUUCCACUGCGGCGCCGCGGCGAGCCACGGCCACGCCGCGCACGCGCCCCUCCCCGCGGCGCCCGCGGUGCACCACGCGCUGCUCGGAGGCGCCCUGGCGCCGCCCACGGCGUCCUCCGCGCUGUCCGUCGCGCUGCCCGCGCUCGGCUCCAUCCGGGCGCCCCAGAGUCUCAUGAAAACGCCGCCGACGCCACCGCUCCAAAUUGGCACCGGCUUUCAGCACUGGGCAGGACUUCCGUGCCCCUGUGCCAUCUGCCAGGUGCCGCCACCCGCCGCACACGUGCCCAUCACCUCCACGGGACUCACGAGACUUUCCGCCGACAAGGAGGCGAUGAAGUGACUAUGCCUGUAAAUUCGUCAUGUAAUCUGUAAAUGGGAUGGACACGCAGAACGAUAACGUGCAUGAUGUGUAUUGUUUGUACAUUUGCUCCUCUUAUUGUUUUUAUUUCGUUUUACAAUUCACUCCUUGUAACAAGGAUCUCGUGCAGUUGCGUUGUAAACGAAUUUGAACUCGCGCGCAUGCUCCAUCCACUGUAAAUAAUCUGAAGGCGCGUGCGUAAAUGUGAGCUGCGUUUUCCUGAAACGUCGCACCUGCGCUACCUGUUGCUGGUGAAGCUGCGAGGGGAAGACAGAUGCAGGAGGGAGGUCAUGAAGUGCCGUGCGUUCCUUGUAACAAGGAUUGUCAAAGUUUUACAGGAUAAAACUGUGUUUGUUUGUUUGUUUGCUUGUUUGGCGAUUUUCAUGUAUUUUUACUGACGUGUGAAAGACGUGCAACUCGGCGUGACGUUUUGCUGUGCGCGUUCAUGUGGUUAUUCGGGUUCCCUUUUUUCUGCAUGACCGUCGGGUUAAAGCAGUUUAUAUACCUACAGCAUGCGUAUAGCCCAAAUUUUAUUGGCAACAUCUUUUCUUUUCUUUAUUUUUAUUUUAUUUUGCCAGAGACCAC
Molecule: messenger RNA, 1573 nt
Organism: Silurus meridionalis
Lineage: Eukaryota; Metazoa; Chordata; Actinopteri; Siluriformes; Siluridae
Gene: olig3
Product: oligodendrocyte transcription factor 3
Exons: 1
Coding region: 188-970 (260 amino acids)
Molecular function (GO): protein dimerization activity
Source: RefSeq, a predicted model, not a curated record